ACUGCGGUGUUGUUAGUUUGAACAAAAUGGCUGCGACGCCACUGUCAACGAGAGCUCAGUGAAUACGCCUACCAGGACUGUCCGCUCCGCUGUCCGGAUCCACACAGAAUGUAUUUCCCCGGAGUCGCUUCUCACCUCGCACCCGCGGUAGCCAGCGCGUCGCUACUCGUCCGGCUGGCGACAUAAACAAAACAAAAAAACAUUUCUUUUUUGCACUUUAAAACAAGUUGGCUGACGGCGGCUCGCUCCAAUACGAGACAACUCAGCGGCGUUUUUUUUAUUAUUAUUAUUAAUACCGAGAACCGCCUGAAUUCUCCGGUUUGCAAAAAAAAACCUCGCGACGGUCGACGAUUCUCAGCGUCAACCAGCUAACGUUAGCUUAAAUUAGCUGCUUUUAAAAGUCAUUUUAUGCGUGUUGGUUUAUUUUUGUGUUUGUGUUAUUAGUGGUGCUCCGUGUCCCCUCCCCGCCCCCUUUAUAUCGUGACGUUUUACAGAUUCCUUGCGAGUGUAAUUUCUCUGCGUAUUUUUUUAUUUUUCCUGCUCCAAGCAUAUUCAUCACCGUGCUCGCUGUGUGUUAACGUUAUAUCUGGCUCAGGAGCCGCUGUUUACCUCGGUCUCCUGUCACCAGUCGGCUUGUACCUGCAAAGUCUUGACUUCAAAAAUACGAACCGCGACUGAAUCUCCAAUGCUCCAUCUUUUUUACGGGUAACUUCAGAAAAGACAUCGGAGGAUGCUUUUCUGCGUCUGUUUUUCUGCCAUGCACCGACUCCUCACCGAAAGCUGCCAAAGCUGUGGUUAACGCGAGUGAGGUGAUGAAAUGAAAAAUGUGCACGAGCAGCAGUGCUGAGAGAAGCUAGCGACAGAAGAAAGAGAACCAUUUGAUGGAAGAAAAGAAAAAGAAAAAACAAGAAGAAAAGACCAAGAAAGACACCGCUCAGAAAAAGGCUGCUGAUCAGAAACCCAAAGUGCCAGAGCCUGCUCCCACUAAGCCCAGCCCCGGCCCACCCCACCACCUCCACCCUGCCAGCCUCACGCUGCCCCUCUCCUCUUCCUCCUCUUCUUCUUCUGGCAAUGGCAAGCACACCUCCUCCAGUAGCCAGCUCCCGACUCAGACUCCCCCUCUGCAGCAGUGCCAGUUGUCCUCUGCCAGUGCUCGCUACCCGCCCAGAGAGGUGCCCCCGCGCUUCCGCCAGCAGGAGCACAAGCAGCUACUGAAGAGAGGCCAGCCACUGCCUGCAGGAGCCCUCAGCGCUCUGACCCUCUCCUCCUCUUCCACCUCCUCAUCUUACUCCUUUUCUACGAGUACAAGCAGCACUACCCCAAACUCUGCCACGUCCACUGCGGGCAAACGCCACCCAGACAUAUCCCUCCAGAGUGGCUCUGGUGCCCAGUAUGAGACCUCUCGUUGGGGAGCCUCUUUGCCAGUUGAAAGCCCCACCAGUGCCAACAGCUGGGACAAAGUGAUUAUUGACGAAAGUGACAAAGAAGCUUGGACCUACAUCAGCCACAAUAGUGACCCCAACCACUCUGCAGCACCAGAAUGCCCCUUAGGCUCAGCUGGCUCUAACCUAGACACCAGUGCUAUCACUACCACCAAUAGUAGUUGUUUUCUGAGUAUGGCCACAGGUGCCGCCGGCCAGCAGGCCCACUACACCUCUCUCAAAGCUAACAAUAAUAUGAUGACGGGACCUGGGUCAGCCAACACACUAGCUGGUAAUAGAGGCUGGGGCUCUGAUGUGAAACAAGAAAGUAUGAAUGGAGGUCGAGUAGGUGCACCCAAUAACUGGGGCUCUCCCAAUUUUAACUUGAAUCUCAAUCCCAAUGCCAACCCAUCAGCAUGGCCUGUGCUGGGCCAUGAAGGUGGUGGCCCCAAUGGAGUCUCUAACUCUGCAUCUCUCCCACCAGGUAUUAAUGGCAAUGGAAACAUGGGAAAUGGGAGCCUAGGAGGUACUGAUAAUGGUGGGGGAGGUUGGGUUGGCAUGCUAAGUCCCAAUGAAAAUGAUCAACGCCCUUCAUGCAACACAAGCUUGUCCUUCAAUAUGGAACCUCCAAACCUUAACACUGAUGGACCAAACCACACUAAGCAACAACAGCAAGUUCAGGAGCCUAUGAGCCCUAUCCACGGCUUAACUGGCUGGGGAGGCCAAUCACCCACCGAAUCAUCCCAGCUCAAUGGGGACACAACAAGCACCUCUUUAUGGGGUGGUGGAGAAACAAAGGCAGCUGACUCUCCCAAGGACUCAGGCUGGGACUCAAAUCCUUCAAGAGGUCAUUCUGCCUGGGGCCGCCAAGGCAGUGGUGGAGGGAGUAGUGGAAGUGGUGGCUGGGGUGACUGGGGGAAAUCUGCUGGGGGUGGAGAUGGAUCUAAAGGCUGGGACUCAGUAGAUGCUGGUAGUUCAGGUUCAGGCCAAGAGCAGCCACCUAGUUCAUGGGGCCAGCAGCCUGGAACAGCACCAGCAAGUGAUGGUAGUGGAGACAGCAGUGAAGGUAGAUCCCAACAUAGAGACAGGUCCUCAAGCAUGGAGUUAACCCCUGUGCCACCCCGACAGGACCUGGACCCUAGGGUGCUGAGCAACACGGGUUGGGGACAGACCCCCAUUCGACAGCACACUGUAUGGGAGAUGGAAGAAGCCAGUUCUGAUGAUGGCAAGAGCAACAGCAGCUCUGUAGGAGGCUCCAGCUCUAAUGGUGGACCUUCAUCCACCAAUGGAGGUACCAUUAAUCCCAACAUUGGCUCUAGUCAGCGGCCUGGGUCUGGGGGAAGAAGUGACAAAGGAGAAUCAUCAUCCUCUGGUUGGGGAGCCCCUCCACCUCAGCCAAUCCAGACUGGAUCAGGAUGGGGAGAACCUCCACAGUCACUUAGCAAAGCCCCAAAUGGCACUACAAAUAACUGGGGAGAACCUUUGCCCACAAAUGGUCAUAAAAGUGGGGGCACACCGUCCUGGGGUUCUGAGGACAAGUCACCAAAUUGGGAAGAUGGCCCUAAGAAAAGCCAGCCUACUAGCUGGGGUGAAGGCCCCAAAAAUAACCAUGGAUGGGGAAGCAGUAAUGGUGGCUCCAAUGGCCCCAGCACAGGAGACUGGGGAGAAAAAGAGGUAAAAAACAAUGGUCCCUCCAGCAGCACGUGGGAAGGAGAAGGUGGUAAUGCAGGAAAUGGUGGAUGGAAGGAUAGUCCCAGAGGAGGAAAUAGAGGAGGAGGCUGGAGCAAGCCUGCUCCUGCUCCUGCUCCUGCUCCUGCUCCUGCUCCUGCUCCUGCUGUGAGUAAUAGCAGCUGGGGGGAGAACCCACGUUCUAAUGGCCCAGUACAGGGAGGCUGGGGAUCAUCCAAGCCCCAGGAAAGCAGCAGCAGCAGCAGUACUGGCAGUGGAGGAGGAGGCGGCAGCAUUGGUUCUUGGGGUGGUCCUGGUUCUGUGAAACAGAACGCCUCUACCUGGGGCAAUGUCAGCAAACAGGACCAAGUCAAGGAAACCAGUGGCUGGUUAGAGCCCUCCCCUCCCUCCGUCCGUAGGAAGAUGGAGAUUGAUGAUGGAACAUCCACCUGGGGCGAAUCCACUACCUUCAACAAGUCUAACAUGUGGGAUCGCAACAAUCCCAAUAAUGACCCAGGCAACAGCGGCUCAACUCCCAGUAAGAAUGGUGGAAUGAUUAUGCCCAACAAUAACAACAAUCACUCUGUCAGCCCUGGGAACAACAAUCACCAUCAUGCUCACCACGUGCACCACCAUCCCCAUCAUGGCCAACCCCCAACUCACCUGCAACACCAUGGAAACAACAAUGGGUCACCCAACAAUGCCGUCUCACAUCCAGGUGCUGGUCCCCAAGGCAGACCCCCGCUCGCCAACCCAGGUUGGGGAGAGCUUCCCAGUGCUCAGCCCAAGUCUGAGCCUGCUUGGGGAGAGCCAGCAGCUCCAACAUCAAGCGUGGACAAUGGUACCGCUGCCUGGGGCAAGCCCCAAAGGGGAGUAGGAGGGUGGGGAGAUGGCAGUCAUGAGUCCUCUGGACCCUAUGGCAGGGCCAAUGGGCCCCCUGUUUCUACACCCUGCAAGCCAGGCCCUAAACCUAUGCAAGAGGGCUGGGGAAAUGGAGGAGAGGAGAUGGGCAUGUCUACCAGCCAGUGGGACACUGAGGAGGGGGACAUGUGGAACAGCCCCACCUCCCAGGAGAGCAGCUCCUCGUGCAACUCUUGGGGCAAUGGACCCAAGAAAGGCCCAAGCAAGGGGAAGAUGGGCAACAAGCCAGAUGAGGCUUGGAUCAUGAAUCGUCUCAUCAAGCAGCUCACUGACAUGGGCUUUCCGAGAGACCCUGCUGAGGAGGCUUUAAAGAGCAACAACAUGAACCUUGACCAGGCCAUGAGCGCCCUGUUGGAGAAGAAGACGGACCUGGACAAGAGGGGUAUGGGCAUGUCUGACUACAGCAACGGCAUGAACAAGCCAAUGGUGUGUCGGCCCUCAGCACUCUCCAAAGACCCCUGUGACCGCACCACCUUUCUCGACAAGGAUGGAAUUCUGUCAGACGACGCCUCCCCAUCACCGUUUCUGCCUUCCCCCAGCCUGAAACUCCCCCUGGCCAAUAGUAGCCUUCCUGGGCAGGGUCUGGGACAGGGCAACCCGGGGCUGGCCAUGCAAAACUUGAACAACAGACAACAGAUACCCAGUGGAAUGUUUGGCAGUAGUGGAGCAGCACAAACCCGGGCCAUGCAGCAGCAGCAGCAACAACAACAACAGCAGCAGCAGCAGCAGUCUCCUCAGCCACCUGUGCCACCUCUCAGCUCCUCCCAGCCUAGUCUACGUGCUCAAGUGCCUCAGUUUCUCUCCCCUCAGGUCCAAGCACAGCUCUUGCAGUUUGCAGCAAAAAACAUAGGUCUGAACCCUGCACUUUUAACCUCACCAAUAAACCCUCAACAAAUGACCCUGUUGUACCAACUUCAGCAACUGCAAAUGGCGUACCAGCGUUUACAAAUCCAGCAGCAGAUGAUGCAGGCGCAGCGCAAUGUUUCCGGGCCCAUUAGACAACAAGAGCAGCAAGUUGCACGUACAAUCACCAACAUGCAGCAGCAGAUCCAGCAGCACCAGCGUCAGCUGUACCAGGCGCUGCUGAUGAAGCAGCAGCAACUUCCCUCUCAUUCCUCCUCCUCUUCCUCCUCCUCUGGUCUGCAUCACCCUGGUGGCCCCACUGGAGGCCAUGGCUCCGGCAAAUCAAGCCUGGACCCCUUCACAAGCUCACACCAGGCUCCGGGCCUCGUCGACACACUGCACACCAAAGAGCCGCCGUCUUCGCCCAACGCCUACAGCUCCUACUCCCUUUCUGGACUAAAUCCAAACAUGAAUGUAAACUGCAUGGAGGUUGGGGGUCUGUCCCUGAAGGAGCCCCCUCAGCCCCAAUCCCGCCUGUCCCAGUGGACACACUCCAACUCCAUGGACUCUGGCAACUCCUCAAACAUGGAGAACAACCUCAAUAAGCAUGGUGCCAUAUCUGCUGCCUCCAAUCUGGGCCCCCCUGGGAAGCCCCCCCAGCUAGAGGACUCCUACAGCCCUUACAAUCUUAUGUCCAGCUCUGACUCCCCCACCAGCCCCCUGGUACCCCCUGACAGUUGGGGCCAGGGCAAGAGCCCCAAUGAAAAGAUCACCAAUGGAACCAACAUUAACUGGCCCCCAGAGUUCUGCCCAGGUGUCCCAUGGAAGGGCCUUCAGAACAUCGACCCCGAAAAUGACCCCAACAUGACUCCCGGCAGCGUCCCCAGCGGUCCCACCAUCAACACCAACAUCCAUGAUGUCAACCGAUACCUGCUGCGGGACAGAAAUGGAGGUAAACUCUCUGACAUGAAGUCCACCUGGUCCCAAGGGCCCAUCUCACAGAGCCAAGGCUCACUGUCCCAUGAGCUGUGGAAAGUCCCCCAGGGGCCACGCAGCUCUGUAGCUCCUUCCAGACCCCCACCAGGCCUCACCAACAGCAAGCCCUCCUCUACCUGGGGCGGCAACUCGCUGGGCCUGGCCCAAGGCUGGAGCAGCUCCUACACCUCCGAGGGAACCACCUGGAGUACUGACAGCCCCGCCAGGACAAGCAGCUGGCUGGUGCUGAGGAAUCUCACUCCACAAAUUGAUGGUUCAACUCUGCGGACCCUGUGCAUGCAGCACGGCCCCCUGAUCACAUUCCACCUCAACCUGACCCAGGGAAACGCCGUGGUACGCUACAGCUCCAAGGAUGAGGCCGCCAAGGCCCAGAAGUCUCUGCACAUGUGCGUGCUUGGAAACACCACUAUCCUUGCGGAGUUUGCCGGCGAGGAGGAGGUGAACCGCUUCUUUGCACAAGGUCAGUCACUAGCGGCAAACACCACUAGCUGGCAGACCAACCCGGGAACCAAUCAAAACCGAAUGGGCGGAGCACCGCAGUCCCACUCCAUUGGCCAGUGGAGCAGCGGUGGCAGCAAGGCCAGCGGCAACGAUCUGCUGUGGGGCGGGGUGCCUCACUACUCCAGCCUUUGGGGACCGCCGAGCGGAGAGGACCCCCGCGUGAUCGGGAGCCCUACCUCCAUCAACACCCUGCUGCCUGGAGAUCUACUGAGUGGGGAGUCCAUGUAGGAUGAUGCCACGAUACACUAACCGACCGACCACCGUGUCAUGUAAGCCAAUCGGUGGUGGGUGAGGUGGCAAAAAAAUACAAAACAAACAAAAAAAUUUGUGAACAGGAGCAAAACCCAAGCAAAUCAUGUGGCGAUAAUCAGUAUCAAUUUGAACUGUUUUGAACUGUGAAUUGUGAUUCAGAAGGAAGGGGGUCCCUACCACAGACUGCAGACUCCACUCCUUCUGUUUUACUUUUAUCCUUCUUUUUUUAUUUCUUUUCUUUUUUUUAUGGAAAGACGGCAAGUUGUUUUCCUUUUGGUAUUUUUGAAAUGCGUCAUAUAAAACAAACUGAAAUGAGACACAACACAAAGAAACCUUUUAAGUAUUUUUAGUUUUUCCAUAAGUAUACAUGACAUUCUGUGUGAAGUGUUUUUAGGAGAAGCAAUCAAAGCUGCCAUCUGAGACUUUCCUUUUCCCUCCAAAAAAAGAAAACAAAUCAUCCCAAAAUAAGACUUAAAACGACCAUUCCCAACAUGUCCAUGGCCAAUGAUGUGGUUCGAAGACCUUUACUAGUUGUGUUAACGUUGUUUUCUCAGCACUAAUAUUAGCCUUAAGUGCUCUCUGGCCCAGGUCCUUCCCAUGUUUGUUUUGUAACUGAAGAAAUAGCUGAAAUCUUGCACAGUUUCACCUCUGAGCCAGCAAGUGGUACAGGACACAAUUGGUGACCAACUGUCACUGGGCAGUUAGAAGGCCUGGCCAUGUGACUGGCCCUGCCAAUCAUCAGCUUAAUGAUUUUAAUUUGUCUUCUCAAAGGAAUUGCUCAGCUAUUAAAUGUUCUUUUUUUUUUUAUUAGGUUUAGACCCAAGCGCAUUUUUGAUAUCUGUCCCAACAUAUAAGCUGAGAGAAGAUUAUUCGUCAACCUUGUCUCUGUUUUCGUACAUGACCUGUGUAUGUCCGGUGGUGUCUGCGAGCCCAGAUCCUUCUGGUCACCUUCAACUUGGAACUCACUGGUGCUUUGUUGAAUUUUCAAUUAUCCAGUUUGUUAUGAAGCCCAGUGGUCUGAAUGAUCAGCAAGUUUUUUGGGGAAAAAAAAUAUACAAUUUCACAUUCAUGACAGUUCAUUGUGCAAUAUACAUGAUAGACUUUUCUUCCGUCCAUACUCGAUGUCCACCGGAGCUGGUUUCUCUUAUAUUUUUUAUUUUCUUUUUUUGAUUGUUGCUGAUUGCAGCAAAAGACUUUGGAACUCAAAAAGAAAUUACCACCUUACCCCCUUUUCACAACUUGGAUUCCCUCCAGGCUGCCAAUCCCCCUGAUACUGUUGGGUAAACUCUGCAAAGAGGAAGAAGCAACUUUUGAACUGUGCAUACAGCAAACUGUACUGAAGAGUGAAACUGGGUACACACACAUGCAUUCUUCCUCUCUGCGUGCCACAGCCACACCCAACAGAGACUGAAUCUACAGUGGGAUUGGAUGGUUCUGGGUAUCUGGCACAAUACCAAAUAAGAGGGGUUUCUCCUAAUGCAGUAAACCUACGAGUGUUCCUUGCGUUUGGUACUGUAUAAACAGAAGAGACUAAGACUUUUAUAAAUUCAAAGGGUUUUAUCAUAGCACUUAUGAAGAGCAAAUCGCUUCAACUGCAAUCCAAUAAAUCAAAAGAAGGAGCAGCAAAAACAUAGAAAACAACAAAAAAAACCUGCUCUUUUAUGUACUGUAUCAACUUCUUGGAAAUGUGUCUGGCGUUGUUCCUCUGGUAGCAGGAUGAAGGGAAACAGAACUGAAAUGUACCAUUGGACUUUUGGGGAGGGGGGGGAAACUGCAGUCUACGAUCCCCCCCUCUUUGAACUUUAUCAAAGUGAAUAUCACUGUUACUCCAAAUGUUUUCGCCUUGUUCUGUUUGGAGACACUAGACAUGCAACGUCAGCUGUCUCUCGACGCCUGCUGGCCCGUCAAGCCAGUCGGUCGGUGGAUGAGUCCGAGUGGGGUGGGGAGGUGGAGUGUCCACUGAGUGCCUCUAUGUUGUGGUCCUCUGGGUGUCAAGCGGCAGCCCCACUUCCUCCCGGGCUCCACUUGACCAGCCCUCAGUCUGGCAAGAAAGCGGCUCCUCCAAGGCUCGGCCAAUCACGGCUCUCUGCCACACACACACACACGUGCAGCAUCUCCAACGGGGGCCCGCCACCACUCAACCCUGCUGUCAUCCUGCCCUCCCCCCUCAUCUCUCAGUUCUUUGACACAAAGAUCACUUUAGCUGGAAGAUGUAAUAGUCAUAUUUCUGGAAUUUUUGCCAGUGUACUCUUUUUUUGAAAAAAAAGGAUGAUUUGACUUUGUUUCCAAUGUGUUCUAUUGUUAUUUUUUUUUGUCUAAAUGCAGUGGUCUACAAUAUACUGGCUGCUGACUAGCCCUUCACUGUUCAUAUGCAGAAACACUUUGGUCAGAGGUGCCUCUGUAUGUUCAUCCUGUGUAUUGAAUGCAAAACGAGGAUCAAUACUACAGACCGUUAUUGAUUGUCUAUUAAUUUUUUUUAAACUGAUCAUGCUUUUGUGUUGGACAGUAUUCUGUAGUACUUCCAGGUAGUACCUUGAGAUGUGUAAAAAAGAAAAAAGAAAAAAAAGGGUUGUGGGUGUUUGUCGCUCCAAGCUGCUCCGCCUGUCCGCAGGCUGUCCCCCCUUACCCUUUGCCUAGCUGCUACGCUAUAACCUCCUCACCUCCACCACCUCAACCAGACCCAGUAGCCCUCCCCCCUGACCAGGCACCAACAGGCCCUCGUAUCUGUUUCUAUGCAAAAGACUAGAGGCUGGGGCCCUUUACAGCACGCCAAACCCGACUCUGGAAUGAGCUUGGCAAACCCUGACACUUGUCCCCGGUGUGCUCCUGUAAGCACUUCGGAAUGGCCACCGUUUCUGUAAAGUCAGGCAAAGCCACCAGAACACUGUCGUAUACUUAAAGUCCGAACACUUUUAUCAAAAGGUCGAACUUUCUCUCUGCGCUGAAGACACUUCUGUCCAGCUUGAUCUCAGGGUUGGGGAGUUGAUGAUACCAAGCACGAGAUGCAGCUCUCCGUAUCUGUCCUUUCUACUGUGAGAGCGAAGUCUUAGAUUUAAAGGCCAUCUGCGCAACAAUCUGUACAGACCUCAUGCCUCGAACUUAAUCCUAAUUGGAGGAGAAAAGGCUUGUAUUCAAUCCUUUUCUCGAAAGGUGGCCUACAGUUACUGUUUGGAGGCCUAUUAUUGCAUGUAAAAGAUGCCAAUGUAACGUGCCAAUAUAAAUUUGCUGUGUCAUACCGUGUCUUUGUAGACAGCACUUCUGUUCCCUACUCGGAGGAGCUUUGAUAACCUUUGCGGAGGGUGCAGCGGGGGACAGGAGGGAACAAACAAAUGGGCGGCAGCAUCACACCCUGAAAUGACUGAGAUUUUUUUUUUUAUGCUUUUGUGGGGAACGCCCCAUGCUAAGGAGAAAGUCUACUCAGUUGGGGGUUCCAGUUUGCUACAGUGCACAGUUGCUGAUGGGUAAUCCCGGGUACAUAUUUUUUUAAAACCAAAAAUGAAAUCGCAUUUUAACGUCAUUUUUAUGAAGUUUGACAUAAAAAUCUUAAAAAUGCUAAAAAAUCUAAAUGAAAAAAAAAAGAUCUAUAAUAUGUUAAAGCUCUGCACUUAUAGCUGAAACGUCUCCGGCCAUCAGCUUCUACUACCACCAUCUAAAAGGGGUAGACUAGUGGCCGGGGUGCCUUUUUUGUGGAUGCUGUAUUUAUCUCGUUUUUAUGUUUGUGUCCUGCUCAAAGUGGGGCCCACUGAACUGUACAUUUCCACAGACCCAGAUGGCUUGGGCCCACUGCAUCAGCCUCGACUCCCCUCACUCUGCAUCAGCAAGAGGGGAGGGGGCACAUUUCAAGAGGUACAAAGUCUUAAAAAUCAUUUAAAGAAAAAAAAUGUUUAAAAAUGUAAAAAAAAAAAUAACAAGAAAACGGGAAAAGGCUACCUUUCAGGACUUGCAGUCCUGCAGCACACAAGCAAAAAUCACUAUUGCCUGUUUCUGUAACUGCCUUGAUCCAAGCUCAGACAGACCCAAUAGCCGAGGACCUCCCAGCAUCCUGUACUAACUGGAGAACCCUGACAGUGAAGGGGGUUUCCCAUGCUGCACCAGCAUCGAGAGGGUCUCCUCUCUACAGCUCUGUUCUAGAUAACAGUAUAUAAUGUAUGUAUACACUACAUAUAUGUAUAUGUAUAUACUGUGAGUGUGGUGUGUAGUAUCACCUCUUCUGACUUCUUGGAUCGUAACCUCUGAAACUUUUCGUUUUUGUUUGAAAAGGUCUUGGUUUGAUACACCUGAAAAUGAGCAAUAUGUAUUUUCCCCGCAAAUAAGUGACACAAAGGAAAGAAUUAGGGUCGGGUGUAAACAGAUACUUGAUUGAUUGAAAGCUGCGUCGUUGUUCCACGGAGUUGGAUAUGCACGUUCUGGUUUUGAUGACAUAAUACAGUACUUUGAAGUGCUCGUACUGUAUAUAUGUGUUUGUUAGUUAGCCCAACCUGAAUCCCCUGGUUUGAUGCAUAUUUUACCCAGUUGAUGAGGGAAAAAAAAAAAUCACAAACAUAUCAAAACAAAACAUCGAACACAAAUACUUGAAUCAUGGAGCGCCAAUAACGUAAUGUGAAGUCAGUAAUUCUUUUUUUUUUGUUCUCUCCGUCUGACAGGUACACUUAGGGGCUUUUUAGAGAAUAUCAAAAAUGUAUUGCAUUAAGUUACGAAUACAAAAUCUCUGAAAAAAAAAAAUGCAAAAGUCAUCUUAGAUGUGUGCUUGAAAGUCAGAUGUUUGUAUGAAUGUGUGCGCACAAGACCGUGCGUACAGGGCACAUGGCCUGCUGUUAUGUUCCACUCAGUAUGUUAUAUUUUGUCUGUUUUUAUCUUUUCAUUUGUGUCGUUACUUUGUCAAAAACUAUUCUGAUAGACGUUAUCUUCUAACGUUGCACUGAGUGUCUUCUACCCCUCACUCAGCUAAUCGUAGGUAAACGAGUCUAAGUACGGAGGGGAGAUGGUGACAAUUCACGUGUACAUGUUUACUCAAGGACUUAAUGGAUUUUUUUGAUUCUAUCUGUAAAAAGUUUAUCUACCUUAUAGUGGCUUUUAUUGUGGAAUAAUCCAGUACAAGGGUUAUCAUUGAGUAUUGCACCAUUUUGUUCCAGUUAUACAAUAAAAAUAAGAAAAAAACAGAAAAGAGAAAAAAAACUACAAAAAAAAGGACAAAAACUUAAAAAUGGGGAAAAAACAAAGAACUGUUGCCAUAGAUAGCUGUAGAAGGACUAGUAAUCCCUAUGUUAACUUCAUGUGGAAAUGGAAAAGGGAUAAAUGUGUGGGAGGUGAGUUUGUUACAAGACUCAUUUCAGAGGUGCCUAUCUUUUCUGUUCUCGUUUUUUUGCAAAAGCCACUUGUCGUUUACAAGCAUUUCAUGUGUCUGAAGUUCAAGGAAAUAGAAAUUUAUAAACAGGAAUGUUGUGUGAAAAACAAAUGAAAAAAGAAAAAGGACAAAUUUCAUCUACCAUCAAAUAUGGACAUGAAAAAACCUUGCAAAAUGAAGAUUUAUGCUACUUUUCAGAACUCUGGGAUUGAUCAGUGUUGUGUCAUAAUUCAGUUUUUGAUUUCUCUUUUUUUUUUCGAUGUGGACAGACUAUCUCUGUGUGUGUUGAGUUGUGAUUUUAUGUUUCCUGUAGGCGACGCCGUUUGCUUACGAUCUUGCACACUCAUUAAAAAAGAUGUGGAUUUUGUCUCAGGAAGGCCAGGGUUCCAGAUCCCAACUCCCAUCAUUUAUAAGUUUGUAUGAAAAAAGAAAAAAACAAGCAACUGAAAACAAUUCAACUCCAAGCAAAGCACUGAAGGUUUAACAGAAUAUAGAGAACCAUUGUUUCUUUAAAACAACAACAAAAAGAUGUUCGUAGCAAGUUACAUAUUUACCAAAUAAGACUGAGAAUCAACUUUGAAAAAAGUGGAGUGCUUUACAUGUGAAAUCUAAGUAGAAAUUGCUUUACAUUUAAACAACGAUCAAUGUUUUGAUUGUCAAAAAGACAGAAGAUGCAUUUGUAUGUUUUGAUGCUGUACUUUUACUUUUCCAUCUCGUAGUUCAGGAGCAUCGUGCAAGAAGUAUUUCUUUCUUUUUUGAAUCAUCUCUCCUCUCUGUUAACACGUCUGCUGCUGUGACAGGUCUCCAGCAGUGGAGAGGUUGAAAGUGGAGGAAUGAAGCUUUUUGUUUCG
Hippoglossus stenolepis (Pacific halibut) is the source of this 12797-nucleotide messenger RNA. It is a transcript of the gene tnrc6c2, whose product is annotated as trinucleotide repeat containing adaptor 6C2. Gene Ontology annotation, cellular component: P-body; nucleoplasm. Lineage: Eukaryota; Metazoa; Chordata; Actinopteri; Pleuronectiformes; Pleuronectidae. The record is from RefSeq and is a predicted model, not a curated record. Gene Ontology annotation, biological process: miRNA-mediated post-transcriptional gene silencing; positive regulation of nuclear-transcribed mRNA poly(A) tail shortening. The coding region runs from base 882 to 6578 and encodes 1898 amino acids. The transcript has 23 exons. Gene Ontology annotation, molecular function: protein binding; RNA binding.